CCAGUGGAGGCUAUCAAAUGCUGCAAUGACCUGUGGGAAAUGCAUGUGGAAUCUCCUGCAUUGAAUAUGGACAGGAUUUCUGCCAGAACCACUUUUCUGUUCCCACAGGCAAUUCUAGCCAGAUGCCACCAGUCACAAUCAUUGCCACCCACUGCACUGUCCACUGUGGGUGGUUACUGCUUCUAUGGCAUAUUCCAGUACCAAACAUUACACUGUGAAUCAAGGAAAACUAAAUGCCAGCACAAUUUUGAAAAUAGAUUACCCAAUCUAUCUGGCAUCUACUAUCAGACCUCGCUCACAAGAUAACACCUCACAACCUCACAACAAGGUUUGGAAUGUUCACACUUGUCAACCACUUGAGGUAACAUUUUAUGAUCAAUUGACAAACUGCUAUCCCAUGACUUUUGGCAUGUCGGUGUACAUGCACAAGCUGGGGCAGGGUUUUAAAGACACAACUUCUCAUUUAUUGUUUUUCAUUUUUUCCUAAAUUGUAAAUGAAUACUGAAGUCAUCCAGACUAUGAAGAAACACAUAAGGAAUCAUGAAGUCUUGAUAAGUUUAGCACAGCUGUUAAGUGAAAGCAAUUCCAGAUGACUCUCUCAUAAGACUGACUGAGAAAAUUCAGCCAAGAUAUGCAAAGCUGUCAUCUAAGCAAGUAGUGCUACUUUGAAGAAUAUAAAACAUAUUCUGGUUGGUUUAACAAGUUUUGUUUACUAUAUCAUUCCAUAUGUUUUCCUUAACAGUUUGGAUGACUAUUCAUUUACAAUGCAGAUUUUUUUUUGGUCAAACCUUUUACUGGUACUGUAUGUAAUAGUGGUUAACAUGACAGUGUUAUCAAAAUGUUUCUUUCACAAACUCCCCAGAUAGGCAUACAUGAACAUAAUGAAAACGUUAAAAAAGUAGUAUUUCCAAACCUAAGAAGAAAAACUAUACACUAUUACACAAGUCACGUUUAUGACUAGAAAAACAAACAUCUAGAAAAAUUUGAUUAAAUGUUUUCAGAACCAAAAAUUGUAAUUAGUGUUUUAGUAAAAAACACUAGAGCCAAGUCUGAGUCAAAACCAAGACCAGAACAUGUCAAGACCAAGACCUAAGACUUUUUAGUAGUCGAGUCUGAGUAAAGGCAGAGACCAGAAAAAAUGAUGCAAUAUUAUAUAUUAUACCACAGUUAAUUCCAACCUUGCGAUGUGAUUGGCUGAGAGGCGUUCCAUGAGUGCCAUUAUCAGCCGGUAAUGCACUGUAACCGAGACCAAAUAAAAGAUUUAAAAAUAAAAACUGAAGUACAUUAAAGUAUCUUCUCUAUUUAUCAAAAUGAUGCUUAAUCUGUGUCUCUUCUAAAACAUAAUCAAGUCACCACCUGAGGUCAACUAAAUCAAAUUCUAUUAUUUUUUUAUUAUAAAAUGUGAAUACAAUCCCAGAUGGCCAACAACAACAACAACAACAAAAAAAAGAAAUUAUGAAAAGCAAUAUUUUUUUGAUUUACAACCAGCAGCAAAUAAACUUGUGAGCAGCAGAAGACCGCUCGUUUAUGGUCUCAAGACCGCUCUCAGAUUAAGGACUACAACACUAAUAGUAAUGGUCAGAAAACAUUGUACUAAGCAAAAAUUGUGAGCUGUGAAGAAAACUGAAGUAUACUUAUCUAAACUCACUGAGCUCAGAGAGCUUUUAAACAGAGAUAGCAAGUUUCAGGCGUUCAGUCUGAAACACACAGCACAGGGAUACCCCUCAAUAUGUGAUUUUAAACUAUGUGGACAGACUUAGGCAUGAUUCAGCUUGGUGCCAGGUCAUGUAAACCUGAGAGGAUCUGUGACCGGCUGUAUGGAUCAUGUUUUUAUUAGAGUGGAGGACGGAGAACCCGCUGUGCUAAUCCUAGUCUAAUAACCCAACCGCACAUUCUGCUCUAUUAUAAGCCUGUGAUCUAACCAAGAGAUGACUGAGGGUCCAUCCCUGUCCCCGUCCCCGUCCCACACACCCCAGACUAAUAGAAGAGUCUGAGCUUUAAGCCAGGUCAUAUCCAUUCUGCUCUGCAUCAAUAAGGAAGAGGAGGCACGCUCUUCAUAUACUGAGCAUCAUGCGUGUUCUGUGCACUGACCCGGCCAAUCAGAGACAGCAAUGGGCUCCGCCAUUAUGCUUGGAGACACAAGGGCAUUUCAACCUAGGAAAGAAGAUCAGCACCCCUCAGGAUCUGAUGUUAGAAGAAUUGCACCUACACGCAAACAGAGGCUCCAGAAUGUUCCACGAGAGACAAAGAAGAGUGGAGAAGUUCACACUGGAGAGUGUUGGGAACAAACAGGAGAAUCUGUUGCAGGAUGAGAUCCAGACAGUCACAGAGGUGUUUACCCCUCCAGAGACCCCCAAAACAGGAAAUCCAAGUGUUCUUGCCCCAGGUUAUUCUGGGCCGCUGAAAGAGGUUCCUCACGAGAAGUUCAAUGUUACAAUUGUCCCAAAGUCUUACUACUCACCCUGGAAACAAUCAGAAGACAGUGCAAAACUGCUGGCUAACAUUAAUGCUCACCUGCCUGAACCCCCUUACAGACUCACCCCUGCUACCUACAAAUGCUUCAACAGAGCUCCUAUGCCGUUUGAAGGGACGGCAGGGAGCAUGAGGGCACUGCCACUGCCUGGCUUUGAGAUGCAGCAGACUUUUACUGAGCCCAACCUCACCUGGGAGAGAAUGUGUAACCGACCCAACUUCAACCGAACACCUGCAGGCUGGAGAGCUCAGUAUGCUGAGAAGGAGGAUCUGUAAAAUCGCCACACAGAAGAGCUGGUGCUUACACGUCACACGUGAUGAUCAACGAGAGGGUCAUAGGGACUUGAGCUUCUGGCCUCAUUAGUAUGCAUGAAAAGCAAUCACAUCAAAUGCAAUAUGAGCCACUAAUUAAAGUUUACAUGCAUGUUUCUAGACAGCUGUUUUACAUUUUUA
This is a messenger RNA of Astyanax mexicanus (Mexican tetra), 2925 nucleotides long. RefSeq names its product myozenin-2. The record is from RefSeq and is a predicted model, not a curated record. Gene Ontology annotation, molecular function: telethonin binding; actin binding; FATZ binding. The transcript is spliced from 6 exons. The coding region runs from base 2071 to 2748 and encodes 225 amino acids. Gene Ontology annotation, cellular component: Z disc; actin cytoskeleton. NCBI's taxonomy places the organism in Eukaryota, Metazoa, Chordata, Actinopteri, Characiformes, Acestrorhamphidae.